AUGUUCAAUUCUAUCUAUCCACUUCUCAAGUGGUGCUUCCUGAUCGGCCUCGGAAUCUCGAUUGUCUUCCUCGUCGGACAAGGCCUUGGUCCCAAAUAUCUACCACCCGUCAAGGAAAAGCUGCGAUUGAAAUUGAGCCCUCGAGUCUUUGCAGUCCUUGACAAGACUCUUUUCCCAUUUGUGGGAUCGCUGUUGUGGCUGAACCCCAUUCUUGUAGUGCAGGGAGUGCAGCAUUGGGCGCCCUCUAACAUGUCAUACAAGACUCCCGGUUUCAUACUGAGUUAUAUCUUCAUGUAUUGGCUACCAAGACAUCGACUAGCAUGGUGGGAGAAGUACAAUUACACUCUCUCGGCCGCACUGACAGCCGGGGUUGCCGUCAUUCCAGACAAGUGA
Phaeoacremonium minimum UCRPA7 is the source of this 393-nucleotide messenger RNA. Its product is annotated as putative oligopeptide transporter protein. Gene Ontology annotation, molecular function: oligopeptide transmembrane transporter activity. Gene Ontology annotation, biological process: transmembrane transport. The transcript is spliced from 4 exons. Lineage: Eukaryota; Fungi; Ascomycota; Sordariomycetes; Togniniales; Togniniaceae. Bases 1 to 393 code for a protein of 130 amino acids. The record is from RefSeq and is a predicted model, not a curated record.